This is a messenger RNA of Sinocyclocheilus anshuiensis, 4426 nucleotides long. Its product is annotated as zinc finger protein 516-like. Gene Ontology annotation, molecular function: DNA-binding transcription factor activity, RNA polymerase II-specific; RNA polymerase II cis-regulatory region sequence-specific DNA binding. Gene Ontology annotation, cellular component: nucleus. NCBI's taxonomy places the organism in Eukaryota, Metazoa, Chordata, Actinopteri, Cypriniformes, Cyprinidae. The record is from RefSeq and is a predicted model, not a curated record. The transcript has 6 exons. Gene Ontology annotation, biological process: regulation of DNA-templated transcription. Bases 610 to 3837 code for a protein of 1075 amino acids.
CCAGAGCUCUGCAUCACCCAACUUUAUGCUGAACAAACAAUAGUCAUUGAAAGAGGGAGGAACCAUUGCCGCUCCAGGUGUCGCACCAAACACACGGGGCACUUCGCUGUCGAUCCGUCUCGAUCUGGAUCAACGUCGCUCGAUGUCGUCACAUUGUUUCCUCGAUCUACAAACCUAGACGAUCAGAUCGCUUUGAUCGCUAUUUCAACGCUGAAGUCAUUUGGAAACUGCGGAUGCCACUCAAUUUGUCAUCAUCUCGGAGAGUCACCUUGCGUUUGUGCCGUUGCCCCACAACUUCAUUACGUCAUUUUUAUGUACCGAGGACUUGCACCCAAGUGUUCUACAAGUGCAGUUCUACAACAGCAAGUGCAGUGUUGUACCAGGUGACCAGAAUGAAGCAAACCCUCAGCUGAUAAGAUGAUUCAUAGGAGAAAAAACUCCAGACAUAUUCCAGACAAAAGCAACACUGUCAAGACAGAAUUACCAACAAUGGCCCGUUUGACAAAGAGAACUUUUACCCAGACCGAAUGACUACAGGCGAGACAGACUUAAUAGGAUCUAAUAAUUUGGACAACAGAUAGCAGCAUAGUGGAAUAUUCAAGCCUUGAGAUGGAGGUGGAACGGCCGGACAUUGUAGAGGAAGAGUCCUUCUCCAAGGGUCACCAGGAAGGCAAGAAGAGCAGAGGUCACACUUGUGAACUCUGUGGAAGAAGUUUUCCUUUUCUCAGCUCAUUGUCCCAGCACAUGAGAAAGCACACUGGGGAGAAACCAUACAAGUGUCCUCACUGUGAACACCGCUCAGCCCAGAAGGGUAGCUUAAAGGCCCACAUUCGCAGUCACAAACUGGACGGCCUCAGCCAGAGCAUCGGUGGUGAGGAGGAAGACGUGGACGAGGAAGGGGAAGGGGAAAAGGAAGGAGGGGUGCCAGAAGAUCAAGGCGGUUGCUCCAGUCCGACUGAGAGUACCUCGGCCUGCAACAAGGUUGUGAGCGGUGAGGAUGUGACCAAAACAAGGAAGAAAGGUGGGAAGAAGGACAUAACCUCUGGUGAGAAUGGCAAACAGUCAGUGCAAUGCACUCUGUGCAGGAAGAGACUGUCCAGUCUUGCAGAGCUUGAACAGCAUAUGCAGGAUCUUCACAAGGUCUUCCGAUGUGAACUGUGCCCUUAUGAGACUUUGCAGGAGGACCAACUGCAGGCUCACAUUGAGAAGGUACAUCCUAUUGAGGAGGAAUCUGUCACCAAAGAAGUCUCUAUCAGCGAGGAUGCUGACUGUGUACUCGGUAAAGGCGAGUUCCCAUGUGAACAAUGUGACCAGGUGUUCACCCAGGCCUGGUUUUUGAAAGCUCACAUGAAAAAGCAUCAGAACAGUCUGGAUCAUGGGUGCCGGAUCUGUGGACGCCGCUUUCGUGAGCCCUGGUUCCUACGUAGCCACAUGAAGACCCACAACACCAAGGUAAAACCAAAGAGUGACUCUUACCUUCCGGCUACUGUCAAUGAGGUGGCACAGGACGAGUCGAACUUGGUGAACGAAGUGUGUCUGUAUGAACUCUGUGCCAAGUGUGGUAACUUCUUCCACAACAGCAAGAGCCUCCUGUUGCACGAACAGGUCCACAGAAAUGUUGAGCUGCCUCCUAACAAUACCUUAUGCAGUGAUAAGGACUUUGCAUCUGUCACCAAGACAAGCUUCUUGGAAUGCCUAAACUUGAAACCAGCAGGAUAUGAAGAGAACCCCACUGACGGAACUCUAGGGAAAAGAAUCCCGGAGCUCGAUCCAGUUUGUAGCUACCAGGCUUGGCAACUGGCCACCAGAGGCAAAGUGGUGGAGGUAUCGGAGAAGAGCCUGGGUUGGGAAGAGAGGUUAGCUGAUGCAGAUGUAGCAUAUGACAGGGAAAAAGGUGAGUAUGUCUUGCUGAGACAGGACAAGCGGAAGAAAUCACUUGAUUCAAUGCCGAGUAUCCCAACUAAGAAACGGAGAGGGGCUGGGACCCAAGGCUCCAAUACAGAUCACCACAACAAUGGAGAAAGGAAUGACCAGAUUUCGAUAGGUGAGCGAAGCCCAGAGAAUCUGUGUGACACUGAGUACCGGCCUACUUCUCGCCCUAGCCGUAAGAAUUCCCAGAAAACCUCGGAGUGCUUGGAGUGCGGAAAGGGCUUCCGCACACAGCAACAGAUGGUGAUCCACAUGCUCAUCAGACAUGGUGGUUUGGGUGAAACCAUUGGUGGAAAUGGACUGUUCCGUAAAGCAGCGUCCAGCCCAUCUAAAGCAGGGGAAUCAGCAGGACUCUUCAGGGAUCAAAAACGGACAGCGUUCUUUGGGGACACAGAUAAAAAGCCAUACACCUGUGAGCACUGUGACUUUUGCACCUCGGAGCCCUCGGCCAUCGCUGCCCACGUCCAAACGCAUGAUAUGGCAAUCAGGAACUGGGGCCAGAGGAGUGAUGCCUUAACCAGCUCACUCAGCCAAAGCCAACCUCACCAAAGGAACCACACGGGCUUCCCAAGACUGAGAAAUGCCCUGCUGCAACAGCCCUACUGGCCCUACACCAGCUCAACUCACCUGGAGAGGGCAGCACUGAGCGAUGCAGCGUCAAAGACUGAGGAGGAAAGGAACAAGGGGUUGGAAGGAAGUAGCACCAUGGAUAAAGUGGAUGCUAAUCUGCUUAAUCUCUCCAUGGAGGUGGAUAAUGAAAAAGAAGGGGUUUCUUCCAUGUUCUUGAAAAGUUUGGUUCGACACCAGUGUCCUUAUUGCUCCUAUGCAACCCUGUAUCUAGAAGUUCUCUGGAUUCACCAACGAAUUGCACACAAAGUUGACAGCACUACGUUGGUGCCUAAGUGGGCCCCGAGAAAUGGCCUCAAGGGGCCCAAAUCACUUCUCGAUUUCAAGAGACGCACCGGGCCACCUCCGUUUCUGGAGGGUAAGGACUGCCCCUCUCUGCCACAGAUGAGAACAUCCCGAACGAUUCCACCUGAUUGCAGUCCUGGAGGGAUGAAGAAAUCAAAACCUCCGACAAGUAGCGUAGAGUCCAGCUCCUCGCAAAGCAAGAGCUGGCACGUGGCCACAGCACCGGGGGCAUCAUCUCACUCGUCCAAACACAAGACCAUCAAGUCCAGGACAGAUGAGUUGGCAGGCAGUAAACACAAAGCAGACGUCCAUCAAAACAGUUCCUCGCGGCCUACGGCAAGGCCUCAGAAGACUGGGAACCCAAAGACAGGAAGCAGAGUGAUGGAGAGUAGUCUGCUACCUCAAGAGGGACUUCAUUUUAUGCUCUCUAGCAAACACAAACUCUCAGAUCAGAGGAGCUCCAAAGCCUAUGCUCCUCAGACCUCCGGCAGGUCUGAUUCUCAAGCUCAGGAUACACCAUCCGUGUCUGGGUAUGACCCCUGGAGCAGACUUGGCUUGAGAGGAUCGUCCUCUCACUCCCAGUCCAAAAGACAGUUGACGACCGAUGGUCCAGAACCUGUGACGGACAUCCUGAGUUUCUUGAAGAACUGCAGUCCUCACGAUCUAGCUGCCCUCUACCACCACUGGGGCUUCAACAACGCCAUGGCAGAGCAAGCAGGGUUGACGAGGUCAGGGUCUCAGCAGGGGGAGUAUGUGUGUCCAGUGUGCAGGAAGAGCUUCAACCAGCCCAGCCAUUACAGCACACAUAUGAGAUCACACACAGGUGAGCGACCUUUCCAGUGCCGAUACUGUCCUUACAGCGCCUCGCAGAAAGGUAACCUGAAGACCCAUGUCCAGACCGUGCACCGCCUAGCCUUCGACAACACGCAGUACCCGGACAGGAGACUCCGCCAAGCCCCUACCAAUGAACCCAUGGACCCUUCCAGACCUCACUGAGCAUCUCCACCUCCUCACAACCAGCUCAAAUGAGGGCUUAAAUCUAUAAAAGGUCCAUUAAAAAUGGUUUGAUGCACAAACACGGCAUUCGAGGAAGACUUAAUGUAAUGUACGGCACUGGAUUCGUUUGUGUUUUUAGUUUAGUUUUUAGACAUUCCAUGUUUCCUUUUUAUUUUCUCCUGACACAAAGCUCUAGAUUAAACUGAAAGGGGGGACACAUGUUUACACCACCUUUUUCCAGAGACUUACAAAACACUUGAGGGCUAAAGCCUCAACAGCACGAGGUUAGAACUGAUGGAGUAUGACAGUGAGCUGUGUUCUCAAACCCAAGGUCUUCAGCUGAUCCCCUAAACUUGAAAUGCUGCCUCGGAGUUCCCCACUUGACUAGUUGUUAAACAAAAUAGCCUUAGUGCGCAACGAGUGUAGUUUGUGCGUGUGUGUGCGAUUGUGUUUUCCACAUUCUACUUCUCAGGACUUGAGUUAGACGCGAUUCCAAAGCCUGCAUUCAUUCACACCAGUGUGUAACUGCAUGCAAAGGAGACAUGCAGUGAAAUUCAUUACUUAGUUUUGCUGAUUAUAGGCAUAUAUA